AUGUUCAGGGAUCCCGGCACCCAAGGUCAAAUUACUGCUGUGCAGCGCCUUAAAGCUCAUUCAAGGGCUAAAAUGGAACUUUCAGGCUUUAACAAACUCUACAACUGCCCAUCCACCUUUGGAAUACCUUUUGUUACGUUUGUCGAGGCUUGGCAAGGGAGCUAUGAGCACAUCACCUUUGAUGAGUCGGGCACAGGCUUCACCCGCCACUUCAGUCCGCGCAUCCUCAUACAGGUGAUUGCUAUUUUCUUUAACCAUUUUCUAAUAUAUAUCGACCUUAUCUCGACGCUCUCGCCUAUUGCCAGCCCAUACUUCUCACCUCUUGCUAUGCACAUUCUUCUCAGAGAUGAUUCGUUCAUUGAAAUUGACACCUUCGCGUCUGAGGAGAACUACAUCCUCGAUUUUCCAAAUACUUGGAACGACGGCUUCAAUCAUCUGAAUACUGAUAUCGGAUCUAAUCCGAAUCCCCAAUUCGAUUAUGGUACCGAAAACGCACAGAGUGGGCUCGAACAGUACAUUUGUCCUGCCGACCUAGAGUUGUUGCAGCACGCAUCUUGCAACAUUACUCCUAGUGCAGACUUCGUGAUCUCUUGCGACAACUUGCAAAGCAACCCAAGAACAACGCACUACGCAGAGUCUGGUCAGGAUGAAACAGAGUGGGUAGAUGAAAACGAAGAGCCGAUUUCUCCUAGCCGCGAACUAGUUACUGCCGCACCUCCACUCGGAAAAGCUCAGUCUCGCCAUCCAGAAUCCCGAAAAAGACGCAGUGCGCCUAUAAAGCAGUGGUUCCUACAGAAUGUCUCGUGGCCGUACCCCAGUGAAGCUCAAUAUUCGGCACUAGUUGCAGCAUCCGAACUUUCCUUGCAGCAAGUGAGGGAUUGUCUAAGUAACCUCAGAGCUCGCACAAAACAUGAGCCUAUCAAUUCUGGAAAUGAACUUACCGGCUUUUCACCGAAAUCGUCACAAAAUUUGCUACUUCCCGCAAACAAUGACCCCUUGGUAUCCGGCACUGCCCGACAAAGCACCACGCCGUACAGUAUCGACUCAAGCCCAUCACUAGUGUUCAACCCCGGCGUGUCCUUGUGCAGGCCAGACCCGCCAAAACCUGAAGUACUACAGAAUGGUCCUUCCAUGAUCUCAGACUAUUUAAUUGCGCACAGCGCUGUUAAAAAUUAUGCGAAAGAGACUUCGCCUGCAGUGGCAGUAACGCCCGCGCGCAAAGGAAAACGGCGUUAUAUGUCAAGAUAUGAUCCCAACGUCGGACGCACCACAGACUCCUUCUCGCCAGGCACUUCCAGUGACAGCGCUUACGACGUUAUCAAAGCGUACCACUGUACAGUGUGCCCUGGGACCUUCAAAGAUGCUUAUGGCUGGAAGAGACAUGAAUCUAGUGUGCAUGGUUUCAACGACACCGAGUGGACUUGCAUGCUUCACGAAACCAUUUUGAUCAACUUAAAGUGCAUCUUCUGCUCUGAACAUGUCGACGACAUCGACAUUGACCACUUUGAUCAGCAUGACAUACAACUUUGCAUGAACAAAAGCUGCAGCGACCGAACGUUCGCCCGAAAAGACCUUCUCAAGCAACAUGUCCGACAUGUCCAUCUUGCAAGCGCACCUGCAUCGAUUAUGCAGACUUUCAAAGUGCCAAAGAUAUGGUCAAAAGCUACAGAUGGGGCGCUUGCGAACCCUGACGCUUUGUGGUGUGGCUUUUGUCUGCUUAUGCACGAAUCAAUUACGACAAGGAUGGAGCAUGUUGCGCAGCAUUUCCGGGACGGCCAGGACAUGGCAACUUGGGUGCCCAGGCUGACUACCUAGUCGAUUAGUACUUCUCUGGUCGCCUCUUGUAUGCUUUUUUAGACUCGGGCUUUCCUUUUAGCACCAUCGCGACGAAAAUAUCUUUCGACACAAAAUGAUGUUCAUGUACCUUUUUUUUCAGAAUACAGGCAUGUUACAUACAUAAUGCAUUGUCAUUGGUUUGUGUUGGACGUAUCAUGUUAUUCUGUAUCGACGUUGCUACUAUAAUUACGAAGCGCUGGAGUCAAUACAGGAAUUCAUUCAUUUGUACUAAUGAUCUACACUACAUGCAUAAAAUGGAAAAGUUUUAGUACCCGAG
This is a messenger RNA of Cucurbitaria berberidis CBS 394.84, 2113 nucleotides long. RefSeq lists its product as uncharacterized. The record is from RefSeq and is a predicted model, not a curated record. Bases 1 to 1815 code for a protein of 604 amino acids. Gene Ontology annotation, molecular function: DNA binding. The transcript is spliced from 5 exons. Gene Ontology annotation, biological process: regulation of DNA-templated transcription. NCBI's taxonomy places the organism in Eukaryota, Fungi, Ascomycota, Dothideomycetes, Pleosporales, Cucurbitariaceae.